Molecule: messenger RNA, 638 nt
Organism: Nothobranchius furzeri (turquoise killifish)
Lineage: Eukaryota; Metazoa; Chordata; Actinopteri; Cyprinodontiformes; Nothobranchiidae
Gene: mrpl52
Product: mitochondrial ribosomal protein L52
Biological process (GO): mitochondrial translation
Cellular component (GO): mitochondrial large ribosomal subunit
Molecular function (GO): structural constituent of ribosome
Source: RefSeq, a predicted model, not a curated record
AAACUUCCAAGCCUACCCGGAGUAUCUUUAGCUCCACCUGGUGGUCAGCCCAGAGAUCUGCAGGCAAGAUGGCGGCGCCCGUACGGAGGUUGUGCAGUUCAGUGCUGAGACACUCCAGCAAACAUUUCAGCACAACGUGUGGAGUACAAGCUGGGGAGAAAUGGAGGUUGGAACAUGGACUUGCCAGAAAUGGAUCAGAGUAUGGACCUCUGACAGAUCUGCCUGAUUGGUCUUAUGCAGAUGGGCGGCCAGCGCCCCCAUUAAAGGGCCAGCUGAGAAGAAAGCAGGAGAGAGAAGUUUUAGCUAGGCGUAUCGUGAUGCUGAGCUCAGAGGUGGACAGAGGAAUCGAGGCCUGGAAGGAGAAGCAGGAUGAGGCUAAAAGAUUAGAGGAGCACAAAAAAUCCCUUUUACUCAAACCUAAAGGGAAACUUUUAUUGAAACAGAAAUCCAAGAGCUAGGAGCAAAUGAUCGUAAUUUCAUUUCCUGAACUUGCUACUUACUUCCUGUUGAUGAUGCUGGAGUGACAGCCUGUAUGCUGCCCGGGUGGAUCAUUAUUAAUAUACUUGUCCAAACAUUUGGCUCUUUAUCCACUUAAUUUCUUGAAUUUCAAUGAAAUAAAUGUUUCUGGAUUCUAUUAA